This is a messenger RNA of Lolium rigidum, 288 nucleotides long. RefSeq names its product auxin-induced protein 15A-like. Gene Ontology annotation, biological process: response to auxin. The record is from RefSeq and is a predicted model, not a curated record. NCBI's taxonomy places the organism in Eukaryota, Viridiplantae, Streptophyta, Magnoliopsida, Poales, Poaceae. Bases 1 to 288 code for a protein of 95 amino acids. The transcript has a single exon.
AUGGCUGGGAAGCUGUACCACCUCAUGUCGAGGCUGCACAUGGCGAGGAGCCGAUCAUCGUCCGCGGCUGACGUGCCGAGAGGGCACUUCGCGGUGUACGUCGGGGAGCAGCGGAAGCGGUUCGUGAUCCCGACGGCUUACCUGAGGAACCCGUCCUUCCUGGUGCUGCUCAAGAGGGUGGAGGAAGAGUUCGGCUUUGACCACCCUGCCGCCGGCGGCCUCACCAUCCCUUGUUCGGAGGGCGACUUCGCCGACAUCGUCGGCUCCGCAGCCGUGGAUCACCACUAG